AGAAAUAAAAUAAAAAAUAAAAUAAAAAUAAAGAAAUAUAAAGAAAUAUCAACGACAACCGAACAGAACAUUUGGAGCACACUGCCUCCUGCCGAUCAUUUUCCAUCGCGACCGUUCUCCUCGCGAUCAUCGCGCAACUUUUAUUUCACCGAGACUUCCGCUCCGCCUUUAAUUAAACCAGGCCGCGGCAAGGCGGCAACGUUUCAUUCCGACGGCCGCUAUGCUCGUAAAUUCCGCCGCGGACGUUCCGGCACCGUUCUCUUUCCGCUGAGACGAGUCUGUGCGAGCGCCUUCGAGGGUGCACGCCGAUCAUCCCCGGUUAGGGGAGCCCGGCGAAGCCAGCCAUCCGCUAAAAUGUCCGGCAGAAGGACACCGGUGGUGUUCGACGACUUUUUUCGCCUGCCGACGACGGUACCUGUCGUCGCGUGAACCCGAGAACGAUUUGCCGGACCCAUCGCCGCCUACGAGUGAUCUAUGUUCGAGCCUGGGAAGACCGAACGAGCCGGAACAUUUCAAAGCCGGAGGAUUAUUUAAAUCUGUCGAGGGGAAGGUGCUUUAUGUCAUUGUCACGGCCAUGCCUCUGCGAUCCGAAGCCUCAUCCUCCUCCAGGGAUACUUUGAACACCGUUACCACCUCGGACGAGCGACGACGGACCGGAAGAUACAUCGCCGGCGGAGCGGUGCUCGCGAUCACCUUGCUGGCGUUGCAUCAUGCGCUGCUACGGGACACGUCGACCAUCGCCGGUGUCUGCGUACCGGCUAUAAUAAUGGUGUCCUACAUUAUCUGGAUUCUGUAUUCCGCCCACCGGGACCGGCGAAAGGCGUCGAGAUUCGCGACCGCGGUCGAGCUCACGGAAGUAAUCAGCAGCGAGUCGAACAGGAGCAAGGAUCGAAUCUCGAAGAGCUCUGCCAGCCAGGACGAGCUGCGGAAGGACUGCCCGAAAUUGUCCUGCGACGCCAGAGAGAAUCCAGCGUUCACCACCAAGGACGAAACGUGAAGUGCCCCCGUUCGAUGGUUGCUCCUUUAUCGGAGCAGCGAGCAGAGACUUCUUAAUUUUGUUGUUGUCUGUAGUUCCUUUUCACGUCUGGCUGACGCGUUUCGAGAUCGUUUCGGACGAUGCGUGAGUCGAGAGAAAAUCGAUGUUUUCCCAGUGCCUGAUAGGACGUACACGGUGUUAGCGCUCUCCUUUUAAUAAAAUUCAGUUACUGUGUUUCGAUGUUUCACGGAAUUGUUUCUUUUUUUUCCUGCAUUUUAGGCCUCGAUUCACAGUCGUUUCAGUCACGUGUCGGAUAUCAAUCCCAAAAAUUCCUACAAUAUUCGGUGUCAUUUCAUCAAUGAGAUCGAAAUUAGAAAGUCAAUAUUUACCGGAGGAAAUGUUACAAAUAAACACGAAUUUCGAAACCUAGUUAAAAAUUAGCGUCGCCCAUCUGGGACCCAUAUGGCACAGAACGUGUUAAAUGUUGUUUUUUUAGAGAGAUCUUGUACAAGUAUGAUUUUAUAAAAUGGCAGAAAAGGUUGAAUUUCAUAAAAUUUUCAAUAAACGAAACUUUGAUUUCCUAG
Messenger RNA from Megalopta genalis, 1560 nucleotides. RefSeq lists its product as uncharacterized. NCBI's taxonomy places the organism in Eukaryota, Metazoa, Arthropoda, Insecta, Hymenoptera, Halictidae. The record is from RefSeq and is a predicted model, not a curated record.